AUGAAGGACAUUGGUGGCACUUCAAAGUCUAGUUCCUGCACUCCAGCCUCCUGUGAAAGAGCUACCAAGAAUGAACCAGAAAUGAGUGAGCAGGCAGUGACGUAUGCAGACCUGAAAUUUCAAACUACUUCCAAGCAGAAGAAGAAAAAGACACCUAAGAACACCAGGGACAAAGAUUCUUCUGCUCCAGCUCCUGCAUGGGGGGUCAUAGCAGGGAUUUUGGGGAUCUUCUGCUUGGCUUUGCUGAUAGCAGUGGGUGUCUUGGCUGUCAAUGUUUUUCAGAUCUCUCAAAUACCAUGUAAACAGCAGGAAAACCUGAACCAGUUUCAGAAAAUCAUCCCAGGUAAGAAUGGAAACCUGCCAAAGGUUUUGAACAGGAAAGAUUGCCUUCAAAAGGGAUGGAAGUCUCUUUGCCCAGAACAUUGGUUUCAACAUGGAAAGAAAUGCUACCUCUUUUCUACUGAAUAUAAAUCUUGGCUGGAGAGUCGAGAGGCCUGCUCUUCUCAUGGCUCCAGACUCCUUCAGAUAGAAAGCAAACAAGAACUGGAUUUCAUAAAUUCUCUGGCAACUUCUCACUGGAUAGGAUUAUUACGUGACAAGACUGACAGACUCUGGAUGUGGGGGAAUGGCACAGCUUUCUCCACUGACCAGUUUGCGGUAAAGAAAGGAUAUGUUGAUGGUGACUGCGCAGUUGUCAGAGGCAGAGAAUUCUUCUCUGAUGACUGCAAAGAUACAAAGCGCUACAUUUGUCAGCUGCCAGUUCUUGUGCCAGAGUCUAAUGUAUCCAGACAAGAUAGAUCAUGGAAAUCAUAA
Molecule: messenger RNA, 813 nt
Organism: Chelonoidis abingdonii (Abingdon island giant tortoise)
Lineage: Eukaryota; Metazoa; Chordata; Testudines; Testudinidae
Source: RefSeq, a predicted model, not a curated record